Molecule: messenger RNA, 471 nt
Organism: Daphnia pulicaria
Lineage: Eukaryota; Metazoa; Arthropoda; Branchiopoda; Diplostraca; Daphniidae
Product: translation initiation factor IF-2-like
Exons: 2
Coding region: 1-471 (156 amino acids)
Source: RefSeq, a predicted model, not a curated record
AUGAAUUGUUUAGUCCUGCAACUAAAAUUGUUCAUCAAAAAUUUGAUUGACCUCGAGCAGACCCAGUGUGGAGAGCCAUCAACCACCCUGGAGCCACUUACAGCCUCCCUCCCUACCCCGGACUCGCUGAACCCGCACGGUGGUCCAGGAGGACAGGGGCUGAAUAACGCGGGUCCCGGUCCGGGCACGCCGCUUUACCCUGGUCCGUCACCUGGACCGGGCCCCGGCCCGAAUCCGGGAUUCGCCACACCUACUCACGGAGGGGGCGGAGGCGGUCACACGCCACUUCCUGGACAAGGUAGUCACUUCGUCCACGGACCGCCUAGCUACAACUCAUCCCCCGUACCACCUGGGCCCUCCACUCCUGGCCAAGGAGGUGGCAAUUCCAAUCAUUUUCCGUCGCCAGGACCCGGUUAUAACCCACAGGGAGGACCUGGAGGUAAUGUAGUUCAUUAUAUUUUGAAUCAAUGA